Diabrotica balteata is the source of this 1012-nucleotide messenger RNA. The record is from the annotation of a GenBank genome assembly. NCBI's taxonomy places the organism in Eukaryota, Metazoa, Arthropoda, Insecta, Coleoptera, Chrysomelidae.
AUCACAAUAAAUUAGUGGCUGCAGUCAACACUCGACGAGGCUUUGAAAAUGGUUUCUUUUACGUAUAGAGGAUUAUGUGCACCAGUUUUCACAAUAUUCAAUAAAGAUUUAUCGGUCAAUGUAGCAGCCAUACCAGAAUAUGCAAAAUUCUUGGCUAAGAAUGGAAUCGAUGGAGUUUUGGUACAUGGAACAUCAGGGGAAGGUGUUUCAAUGACUGUCUCAGAAAGAAAAGCCGUCGUAGAAGUAUGGGCGAAGGUAGUAAAGGAAACCAAACAACAUUUAAUGGUGCAAGUUGGAGGAUGCCCAUUACCAGAUGCUGUAGAAAUGGCCAGGCAUGCUGAAUCCGUCGGUGUUGGUUCCUUACUUUGCCACUCUGAAUUAUUCUUUAAACCAACAAACUCGACUGAACUAGUGAACUAUUUGAAACAUGUUGGAGCUGCUGCACCAAAGACGCCGUUGUUAUAUUAUCACAUUCCUGGAUGGACAGGCAUUAACAUUAAUAUGGAAAAGUUUAUAAAAGAAGCACUGGAGAAAAUUCCUACCUUUAGAGGAAUUAAAUAUACAUCUACAGAUUUAGAAGGAGGCAUUGCAGCUCUUAGGGCAAGCGAAGGCAAAAGUGCGGUGUUUUUAGGAGCAGACACAUUAUUAGCAAGCGCAUUUGGUAUGGGAUUUGACUCCGCUAUCGCUACCAGUUUAAACAUGAUGCCCCAGCACGCAGUUAAAAUUGUUAAAGCAAUUAAAGAGAAUAACAUUACCGAAGCAAAGAGAUUGCAAAAUGUUUUAACAGAUGCCGUUAACAUUGUUAUUAAAGAUGGUGCUUGGGUACCUACCAUGAAGGUAGCGAUGAAUCUUUUGACACCUAUCAACGUUGGCCAAAGUAGACCACCACUUGUAAAUCUAACCCAGGCACAAAUCGACGAUAUGGAACAAUCAUUGAAGAAAUUAGGUCUUUUAUAAGCUUAUCUUUCAGAAUUUUUGUUAUUGUUAUUAUUAAAUAAAGAAACUGACAGCC